UUUAAAUUUUAUAUUUUACUCUUAACUAGGUAGAUUUAUUUUUUAGGGUUUGUUUAGUAAGUUUUGGAGAAGGAUUCUUUUCUGGGCUGUUGUGCUAUUUUUAUCAUUACUAUUAUUAAUAUUAUUAUUAUUAUUAAUAUUAUUAUCAUUAAUUCAUUAGUAUUAGUAAUUCUCUUGAUGGGUAAUUGCUGUGUUCCCACUUCUGCCAAAGUUGAUGCCACUUUCCGCUCUCAAACCCCUUCUGCUUCCGAAGCAUCUAAGAAAACAAGAAACUCCUCAUCUCUUCCUUCCUCCAUAAGUAUUCCAUCAAAUGGGAGAACCACACUGACCCCACACUCCGAAAACGAGAUAUUGUUCUCACCCAAUGUCAAACCUUUCCAGUUCAAUGAACUGAAGAAUGCAACGAGGAACUUCAGACCCGACAGUCUUCUCGGGGAGGGAGGUUUCGGGUACGUAUUCAAGGGAUGGAUAGACGAAAAUACCCUUACUGCAGCGAAGCCCGGAUUUGGGAUGGUCGUUGCUGUCAAGAGGUUGAAGCCCGAAGGCUUUCAAGGUCACAAGGAGUGGCUGACUGAAGUAAAUUAUCUUGGGCAACUUCAUCAUCCAAACCUAGUUAAACUUAUUGGUUACUGCUACGAAGGCGACAACCGACUUUUGGUGUACGAGUUCUUGCCCAAAGGCAGCUUGGAGAACCAUCUGUUUAGAAGGGGAUCACAACCAUUGGAUUGGGCUACAAGAAUCAAAGUUGCAACUGGUGCUGCCCGAGGCCUCGCUUUCCUACAUGACGCUAAAGAGCAAGUCAUAUAUCGCGAUUUUAAAGCUUCAAAUAUACUUUUAGAUGUGGAAUUCAAUGCAAAGUUGUCUGAUUUUGGUUUAGCAAAGGCGGGUCCUACCGGCGAUCGCACUCAUGUGUCUACUCGAGUAGUGGGUACGCAUGGAUAUGCCGCUCCGGAGUAUGUAGCAACGGGUAGGUUGAGCGCAAAGAGCGAUGUGUACAGCUUCGGAGUGGUUUUGCUUGAGCUGUUGUCAGGGCGUAGCACGGUAGACAAAACGAAGGUUGGGGUGGAGCAGGACCUCGUGGAGUGGGCCCAGCCAUAUCUAGGGGACAAGAGGAAGGUGUUUCGCAUGAUGGACACGAAACUCGAAGGGCAGUACCCUUUGAGAGGGGCCUACACGGCCGCCACCCUUGCAAUGCAUUGCUUAUGCCUUGAGCCUAAGCUAAGGCCUAGCAUGUCUGAGGUCUUAGCCGCGCUCGAGGAGCUUCAAGCUCCUAAGGGAUCAUCCAAACUCUCUAGACCUGAUUAUCGAUGCCCUCCGGAUCGUCGGGCGCCGAAGGUGGAGCCACCUAGGGCAAGGUGAGGCAGAGAAAGAGAGAGAGACACUUUUAU
This is a messenger RNA of Cuscuta campestris, 1388 nucleotides long. The record is from the annotation of a GenBank genome assembly. NCBI's taxonomy places the organism in Eukaryota, Viridiplantae, Streptophyta, Magnoliopsida, Solanales, Convolvulaceae.